CGUGAACUUGGUCGAGUUAACGAAUGCGGUAUUUUGUUGAGAACAUUCAUGAACAUAGGAAAUUCUUGAACAUUGAUUUCUUCUACUAUCUGUCCUUAUCAACUGUCUCGUCUUUUCGCCCACUUUCAGAGCAAAUCAGACAAGUCAACUGACCACACUUGUGCUACCGAAUACUUGAGUACAAGAUCAGCCUUGUUUAAGCCACUCAAAUAGAGUAAUUGACUUAAUACAUACGAUUUCAAAUUCCCAGUCAAAUCUUUCUAUACUGCAUUCCAAUAUGGCUUCAGGCGGGGCAUCACCAGCGGCGAAACCUACAGAUCUCUCAACCCCACUUCACGGCCUCUCCAAGUUAAAUCCCAACCAUGUUCUUAGCAUUGCGAGCGACGAGAAUGCCACUCCUUCCAAUGGCUCACCAACAGUCAAGGUCUGCGUCUUCUGUGGCUCCUCCGCAGGAAAGUCACCAGCGCAUAUGGAAGCAGCCCGCUCCCUAGCCAAAGUCUUCCACGAAAACAACAUCUCCCUCGUCUACGGCGGCGGAACAGUAGGCCUCAUGGGCGAAGUAGCACGUACUCUCGUCUCUCUCUCCGGUCCCACGUCCGUCCACGGCAUUAUCCCCGCUCCCCUGGUAAAAUACGAACGAGGACCCGACUCGACAAUAGCCAACGACCCCUCGUUCCUCCCAGACUACAAUACCUAUGGCAAGACGACAGUAGUGAAAGACAUGCACACCCGCAAGCAAAUGAUGGCGCAAGAGGUGCUGGCUGGGGGUCAGGGAAGCGGAUUUGUGGCUUUGAGUGGUGGGUAUGGGACUUUGGAGGAGCUGAUGGAGGUUGUUACUUGGAAUCAGUUGGGGAUUCAUAAUAGAGGCGUGGUGAUUUAUAAUGUGGAGGGGUAUUGGGAUGGUUUAUUGAACUGGGUCAAGGGAAGUGUGGAGGCGGGCUUUGUGGGAGAGGGUACGAAGGGAAUUAUCAAGGAAGCAAAGACUGGCCAGGAGUGCGUGGAGGGUUUGAAGGACUACAAGGUGGCAGAAGGUCGGUUCAAGUUGGAGUGGGGCAAUGAAUAGGUGGCAAGCACACAUGGAGUGCUGACGGGUCCUCCAAUGAUGAUUAUAGCUCUCUCACUAGAGACGCGUAUGGAUUUAGCGCUUGCUUUUGGCGUCGGUACACAAAGAAGGGCAUUGGAACCAGGUAGAU
Messenger RNA from Mollisia scopiformis, 1193 nucleotides. RefSeq lists its product as uncharacterized. The record is from RefSeq and is a predicted model, not a curated record. The transcript has 3 exons. Gene Ontology annotation, biological process: cytokinin biosynthetic process. Bases 278 to 1063 code for a protein of 261 amino acids. Gene Ontology annotation, molecular function: hydrolase activity, hydrolyzing N-glycosyl compounds. Gene Ontology annotation, cellular component: cytosol. NCBI's taxonomy places the organism in Eukaryota, Fungi, Ascomycota, Leotiomycetes, Helotiales, Mollisiaceae.